GCGCCGAGGGCGGUUGUGCAGCGCCGAGCACGGCGGGGAGGUCGGGCACCGGGCGGGCACCGGGCACACGGGGCGGGCACACACCUGGCACACACAGGGCACGGCCAACCCUCUGGGUCGGUGCCACCCCGAGGCAGGGAGAGCGGCGUCUCCGCCCUGUGCCGGUGUCCCCCGCCGUGCGGGUGUCGCACUGGGGCGUGUGGCACCGUCCCCGCCCUGCCGGUGCCGCCCCGCUGCGCACGGCGGGUAGCGGGAGCCGGAGCAUCCCUCCUCCCUUGCCGCUCGGCCUCGGCCCCGCACCGCACCGCACCGCACCGCCGCAGCGCCCGCGGCACCGGCGCCGCCCGGGCCCUUUAAGAGCGGAGCGGCGGCGGCGGUCCGUGCCCGCGUCCGCUCCCGGCCGUGCCCGCGGCGGCCCCGCACCUGCCGGGGUGUCACUUCCCGUGCCUGGCCGGGACCUGGCUGCUCCGUGCCCACCCUGUGAUGCCACCCCACCCAGCCGCCCCGUGACACAGCCCUCCUCUCGGAGGUGACACGGCAGCUCAAGGGGAUCCCCCAGUGGGGACCUGCCCUGCAGCCACCGCUGUGUUUGUUCCUGUGCUGGCAGAGCCCAAGGAGGCUGUGCCCUUGCAGGCAGAGGCAAAGGCAGGUCUGGCCACUGGCCCCGUGCUGGGGCACAUGAGAGAUGGCCUUCCAGCGGAGCCACAGGCUGAACCUGCUGCGCCUCGUCGUGCUGCUCCUCGUGGCCUUGGCCGGCAUCAAGUUCCUCUUCCGCGACAGCUUUACCCUGGAGCUGCACAAGCACGUCAGCAAGGACAGCGGGUUCUGGGGGGACACGGGUGACACCAUCCUGGACACCGGCCCCCAGAGCCAGGUUGUGAAGAUCCCCGUGGCAAAGAUAACGGCCCCAAGGCAAGAGCCUGGGCAGCAGGUCCCCAGGGAUGCCAGCACCACCGAGAUGAGGCUGGUCCACCUGGACCUCAAGGGAGCUGCGCCCAGGGUCUCCUACCUGGAGCAGGUGUUCCCCCUCCUGUCCCAGCUGGGAGCCAACGGCAUCCUCAUCGAGUACGAGGACAUGUUCCCCUUCAAGGGGGAGCUGGAAAUCCUCAAGUCCCCGUAUGCUUACAGCGAGGAGGACAUCGAGCGGAUCCAGCAGCUGGCCGAGCUCCACAAGCUGGAGGUGGUUCCCCUGGUGCAGACCUUUGGGCAUGUGGAGUUCAUCCUCAAGCACGAGAAGUACCAGCACCUGCGGGAGGUCGAGCGCUUCCCCAACAGCUUCAACCCCCACAUCCCCGACACCCUGGCCCUGCUCAAGAGCAUCUUGUCACAGGUGAUCGAGAAGCACAGGCGCUCCACCUGGAUCCACAUCGGCGCGGAUGAGGUCUUCCAUCUUGGAGAGGGGAUGGACUCCAAGAACUGGAUGAGCCACAACAGGGGUGACACGGGGACCAUGUACCUGAAGCACAUCAAGGAGGUGCUGAGCUUCAUCGCCACGCAGUACAGGGGGCUGCGGGCGCUCAUGUGGGACGACAUGCUGAGGAAGAUCAGCGUGGGAGCCCUGCGGGAGUCCGGGAUAGCAAAGCAUGUCUUGCCCGUGGUGUGGUUCUACGCACCCGACUUCGAGGCUGAGCAGAUCGGGCCAUUCCUCACCAAGUACGCGGAGAGCGGCUUCGAAGCGGUGUGGUUCGCCAGCGCCUUCAAGGGCACCACAGGACCGGCACAGACCUGGCCCCCCCUCAGCUACCACUUGAAAAACCACCUGAGCUGGCUGAAGGUGAUGCAGGCCCUGCCACGGCUGGCCCCGCUGCACUUCCAGGGCAUCGUCCUCACCGGCUGGCAGAGGUACGACCACUACUCGGUGCUCUGCGAGCUGCUGCCCGUCGGCAUCCCCUCCCUGGCCAUCUGCCUGCAGACCCUGGUGAACGGGGGCUUCACAGAAGAGACAAAGAGGAAGGUCCUGGACGCGCUGGGCUUCCAGAGCAUGCAGCUGGAGCAGAGCACUUGUGAGGGCAGGGGAGCAUUCCCUGGCGCGGAGAUCUACCACAUGGUCGAGCAGGUUAAUGGCCACCUGAAGGAGAGCAUCCUUAAAGCCCUGGAGGAGGAAAGCGCCAUUAAAGGCUGGUUCAGCCUCUAUCACCGGAAGCACCAGUUCGGCAACCCCCGCAACAUGGAGAGCUUCGGCAGCAAGGUGCUGAAGCUCCACGAGGACUGGGAGAGCUUCGUCCGUGACCUGCGCACCCACCUGGAGAGGGUCUACUUCCCUGACACGGUGGAGGAGUGGAUGGAGGAGAACAUCAACCCCUACCUGGACCAGCUGCGGGACCUGGUGCGGGACUACCGGGCCAUCAUCCGCCUCAACGCCAGGCCCAAGGUGACAUAGGGGCCAUCCCCCCUGCGGCUCCCACUGCCCCUCCAAGGUGGGCUUUGGGUGCUGCCGUUGAGUGUCUGUGUGCUGGUGACUGCGUUGCUGCUGUUGGUUUGUACUGUACAGAGAGCUCCUGCACAUCCCACUUCCACAAUAAAGUAUUUUCGUAGA
This is a messenger RNA of Chroicocephalus ridibundus (black-headed gull), 2536 nucleotides long. RefSeq names its product hexosaminidase D-like. The transcript is spliced from 15 exons. Gene Ontology annotation, molecular function: hexosaminidase activity. Gene Ontology annotation, biological process: carbohydrate metabolic process. The coding region runs from base 686 to 2380 and encodes 564 amino acids. NCBI's taxonomy places the organism in Eukaryota, Metazoa, Chordata, Aves, Charadriiformes, Laridae. The record is from RefSeq and is a predicted model, not a curated record.